Molecule: messenger RNA, 1970 nt
Organism: Doryrhamphus excisus (bluestripe pipefish)
Lineage: Eukaryota; Metazoa; Chordata; Actinopteri; Syngnathiformes; Syngnathidae
Gene: mettl26
Product: methyltransferase like 26
Source: RefSeq, a predicted model, not a curated record
GUGACAGGCGACAAGGCGGAAGUUGAGCAUUUUCUAGUCAAAAACAAAACAUCCGGAGCAAUCGAUCCGAGUUAUUCCAUUUUCAGCGGCUAACAGCUGUAUGUCCUGGAUUGGAUUCGCAGGUUAUCUCGCAUUAUCCCACAGUUUUAUCCGGGCUUUGGCAAGAUGCUGAACGCCGCCGCCGCGGAGAGGAAUAAGGAGCCUAUCCUGGCUGUGUUGCUGGGCUGCGUGAACACCGACAGGCGGCUGCAAGCGCUGGAGAUCUCCUCCGGUACCGGACAGCACGUCGUACACUUCGCUAGGGUUCUCCACAACAUCACUUGGCAGCCGUCAGAGUACGACCACCGAUCUUUGGCCAGUAUAGAAGCCUAUAGAGCUCACCAUCAGCUGAACAAUGUGAAGCCUGCCAUCCACCUGGAUGCUUCUCUGUCCCAUCAUCACUGGGGAGGGAUCCAGCCGGAGAGCCUGGAUCUGGUGCUCAACAUUAACAUGAUGCACAUCUCUCCCAUGGCUUGUACGGAGGGUUUAUUCAAAGGGGCCGGGGUGGUGCUGAAGCCCCAAGCGCUACUCCUGACAUAUGGGCCCUAUGCUAUAAAUGGUGACAUCACACCACAAAGCAAUGUUGAGUUUGACAUAAGCCUACGGCAGAGGAACCCGGAGUGGGGACUCAGGGAUAUCGCCCUCCUUAAAUCGCUUGCAGAAAUAAAUGGCUUAUUCCUGGAGAAAAUUGUGGACAUGCCGGCAAACAACAAAUGCCUGCUUUUCAGGAAGGAGAGCUUGGUGUGAAGGUUCGUUGCUUUGCGGACGGUAAAAAGCGCCUUAAAUUAACACAAAAGCACGCGAGACAUGUUGCCAAAUUCACACAUUAGAAUGAAUACACGGCCGGAAUGAAUGUAUAUUGCUGCACAUCAGUAAAAGCAACUUCUUGCUUCAUCUCGAUUUAUUGUCUUUGCUUCUGUACUGCUAUUCCUAUUCUAUUUAUAAUUGUGUUUGCAGAAAAAAAAGAUAUUUAUAAGUUGCACAUGAGACCUUUUUGCAUAUACAUAUAAAACACUAUUAAUAAAAAUAAAAAAACAAUAGACACAACUUACGUUUUGCUAAGCAACACAAGUUAAGACUAAUGUGACUGCUAUACAUUCCUGGGAGGGAAAAAUAUACACAAUUCACAUCCUUUUCAUUAUUGAAAAAGUAUUUUUAACAUCAGAAGACAUAACACAUCUGGAAUGUAGUACAGUAGAUCCCUCGGUUCUGGACCCCACCCAUGAAAUUCUGCGAGUAAUUGAUACGGCCUCCAAACGCCACAUUCGGUUUUAAGCCCUAAAUAUGCCCGGCACGCUGAAGAACCACUUUAUAAAGUAUACAACUAAUGAAUGAUAAUAGUCAGUCAUAAUAGUUUAUAGUCAGAAUGUUAUUUAUAAUACUUUUAACUACGGUGGGUUGAAGGACCACUGAACAAAGCGCGACAUCUCAGUGGUUUCAGCGAAGCAUAAAGAUAUAAACAUGUUUUUAAAAAUGGGGGCUGGUAGAUGUAUAUUUUACAUUUGAACUGUAUGGGUGAAAAACUACCUUUUUUUUUUUUUUUUACCAAAAAUCUUCAAAUUUUGAGCAUCGCAAACGCUUAAAUGCAACUUUUCCUUAGCAGCACUCAACUAUGAUGUGUUCAAGGACAGCUUAACAAUGUGCGACGUUGCAACGCUUGGAGAAAAAGCAUUAUCAGUGAAGCAUAAAUACAUCAAAUGUUUUUUUAAAAAAAUGUGGGCUGGCACAUGUAUGCUGUAUGUUUUUACCUGUAUUAUCACGUAUAUUUUCAAAAUAUUUAUGACUUAUAGUGAAUUGUGUAUUUUGUGGAAAACUAUUUUCAGACACAACAUUUAAUUUUUUGGACAAAAAUUGAAUCCCAACCCUUGCUUAGCAUCACAUAACAACGGUGUGUUCAAGGACCGCCAAACAAAGUGCGACAUCUCACUGCU